GUGACGGCGCUGAGCUCUCGUAGACUUCUCUUGGAGUUGGUGGAGUGCGCGACGCCACCGCUGCGGCCGCCGCGCUCCCGGGCCCUGGGCGAUGGAGAACGGAGCGGUGUACGCCCCCACCACAGAGGAGGCCCCGGGGCCCGCCAGGGGCGCCCGGAGCGGCCUCACCGCCUUCUUCUCCCCGGGCCGCCUGCAGUGGUACCGGCGCGCGCUCAAAGGCUUGCAGCUGCUGCUGUCUCUGCUGGCCUUCAUCUGUGAAGAGGUUGUGUCACAGUGCACAAUGUGCGGAGGCCUGUACUUUUUUGAAUUCGUCAGCUGCAGUGCCUUCCUUCUGAGUCUCCUUAUCCUGACAGUGUAUUGCACCCCAGUUUAUGACCGAGUUGAUGCUGAAAAAGUAAAAUUAUCGGAUUUCUACAUCACUCUGGGAACAGGCGUUGUGUUUCUCUUGGCGUCCAUUAUCUUCACAACCACACAUGACAGGACGUCAGCUGAGACCGCUGCAGUCGUGUUUGGGUUUCUGGCAAGUUUGAUGUUUCUGUUGGACUUCGCCAUCAUGCUCCAUGGAAAACACCAGGAGACCCAGCUGAGAAAACCAGAGAUGACCACCAGGGCAGAGGCCCUCACGGAACCACUGAACACUUAGGCUCUGGGGACAGACGUUACAUAAGGUGGUGACUCUGCGUGAUGCCUGAGCCCUGGUGCAAAGACGCUCUUGAAGAAUUUGUGUGAUUGUUGAGACCACUUCGUUUGGAGAGCGGGAGGGGAGGCAGACAGCGGUUUGUACCACCCUUGGACCAUGUGUCAGUUCGCGAGGGGACCAGAGGCGUUUGGUUUUUAAUUUUUCUUUAUAACGGUUGAAACUUGCCUCAAAUGUAGUUUUUUUUGGGGGGAGAGGCCAAUUGUUUCUGUAAAUCAUAUAGAUCAACGGAUGAUAAAUUAUUCUGUCAUCUUUUUUAAUAAAAUAUUUUACUAGGCUUAGCUUCCAAAUUAUGCUUUAUAGCUAUAUAAGCAAUAUAAUUAUUAUGUUCCUCCUUUUAGACAGAGUUUCAUUUUUAAAUUUGUUUGCUUAGCUAUGAGUUUAUUUUUUGGUAAAAGAAACCAAAUAAAUAGACAAUGAUUAGAUUAUGUUUUGUUCACUCAAAUUUAAUGUCUGUUUAAGGAUCAAUACUUAAAAUGUUGGUCUGGGUUUUUUCCUUAAAAUAUAAUAACCGGAUUUUACUGUGUCUUAUUCAGCCUUAAAAUUAUAUUGAGAUAUUUUAGGAAAAUUAUUACUAACUCUUUCUGCAGCCUUCUAUAGCUUAAUGUAAAUUACAUGUGAGAGUCAUUGAUAUUUUAUGUGUAUAAAAGCAACAACAUCGGCAUCCCCCUGUUGCACUUUGGUUGUUGAUGGUGAUAUUAAGUAAAAAAAAAAAAAAAAAGAUGGUUAUA
Molecule: messenger RNA, 1428 nt
Organism: Trichechus manatus latirostris (Florida manatee)
Lineage: Eukaryota; Metazoa; Chordata; Mammalia; Sirenia; Trichechidae
Gene: CMTM6
Product: CKLF like MARVEL transmembrane domain containing 6
Exons: 4
Coding region: 92-643 (183 amino acids)
Cellular component (GO): membrane
Source: RefSeq, a predicted model, not a curated record